Messenger RNA from Carcharodon carcharias (great white shark), 2751 nucleotides. It is a transcript of the gene acsl1a, whose product is annotated as acyl-CoA synthetase long chain family member 1a. Gene Ontology annotation, biological process: long-chain fatty acid metabolic process; very long-chain fatty acid metabolic process; long-chain fatty-acyl-CoA biosynthetic process. Gene Ontology annotation, molecular function: arachidonate-CoA ligase activity. The transcript is spliced from 21 exons. The record is from RefSeq and is a predicted model, not a curated record. Gene Ontology annotation, cellular component: endoplasmic reticulum; membrane. Bases 96 to 2192 code for a protein of 698 amino acids. Lineage: Eukaryota; Metazoa; Chordata; Chondrichthyes; Lamniformes; Lamnidae.
UCAGUAAAGAGCUUGAGGCUGAAGCGUAACGUGGACACAUGGUGUAGGUGCCGGAGUGUUCGAGUGAGCAAAGAAGUGAAAAUCCCAUUGCAACAAUGCAAGCAAGUGAGCUGUUGACACACCUGCGUAUACCAGAACUUGGGGAGGUCCGGCGGUUCGUAUGUUCUCUUCCACCAUCCACUCUAAUAGGCAUUGGCACCAUUGCAGCACUCGUAGCGUACUGGUAUGCCACAAGACCCAAGGCACAGAUACCACCAUGUGAUCUUUCAGCGCAGUCCGUUGAAGUGGAGGGUGGUGAACGUGCUCGGAGAAGUGUGCUACUUAAAAAGGAUGAGCUUAUGACUUUCUACUAUCUGGAUGUGAAAACGCUAUAUGAUGUGUUAAAAAGGGGUUUGGUUGCAUCAGAUAAUGGCCCCUGUUUGGGUUUCAGGAACCCAAACCAGCCUUACCAGUGGAUAUCCUACGCAGAGGUUAUAGCCAGAGCAGAAUUUGUGGGUUCAGGAUUAUUCACUCGAGGAUACAAACCAGGGAAUGAUCAAUUUAUAGGAGUAUUUGCGCAAAACAGACCAGAGUGGGUUAUUAUCGAACAGGCCUGUUAUACCUACUCCAUGGUUGUGGUGCCAUUGUAUGACACAUUGGGAGCUGAUGCUAUUUCCUACAUCUUAAACAAAGCGGAUAUUGCAGUCGUAUUCUGUGACACAGCGGUCAAAGCAGCAGCUGUAUUGCAGGGUGUGGAAAAUGGGCAAACUCCAGACAUUAAGACCAUUAUUAUCAUGGACCCUUUUGGAGCUGACCUAAAGAAUCGAGGAAUGAAUGCUGGAGUUGAACUUAUUUCUUUGAAGGCAAUAGAGAAUGCAGGAAGGGAUCAGAAACAGGAUCCAAGACCACCACAACCAAAUGACUUGGCUGUUAUUUGUUUCACUAGUGGAACCACAGGAAAUCCCAAAGGGGCAAUGCUGACGCAUAAAAACAUCGUGGCUAAUUUCUCUGCUUUUGUGAAAGUCACAGAGGGACAAUGGGUGGCAUCACCCUUUGACAUACACAUUUCCUUUUUACCACUUGCACACAUGUUUGAACGCUUGGUGCAGAUUGUGGUUCUUUGUCACGGAGCCCGGAUUGGAUUCUUUCAGGGAGACAUAAGACUUCUAAUGGAUGACAUCAAAGUUUUGCAGCCAACUAUUUUUCCUGUAGUUCCCCGUCUACUUAAUAGGAUGUAUGAUAAGGUCCAUAGCCAGACUACUAGUUUUAUAAAACGGCGGAUAUUGGAAUUAGCUACUUGGAGAAAAACAGCAGAAAUUCGAAAAGGGAUAAUGCGACGCAACAGCAUUUGGGACAAGUUGGUCUUUCAUAAAAUACAGGAUAGUCUUGGUGGUCGGGUAAGAUUAAUGGUAACCGGAGCUGCUCCUGUAUCUGAGACCGUGCUUACCUUUAUCAGAGCAGCUGUAGGUUGUCAGUUUUAUGAGGGAUAUGGACAAACUGAGUGCACAGCAGGCUGUUCAAUGACCAUUCCUGGAGAUUGGUCAGCAGGCCAUGUUGGAGCACCAAUGCCUUGUAAUCUGAUUAAGCUUGUUGACGUAGACGAAAUGAACUAUUUUGCAAGAGAAGGGGAGGGUGAGAUUUGUGUAAAAGGGACAAAUGUUUUUCAAGGUUACCUAAAAGACCCUGAGAAAACAGCAGAAGCUCUGGAUGACAGUGGCUGGUUGCACACAGGGGAUAUUGGAAAGUGGCUGCCGAAUGGCACUUUGAAGAUAAUUGACCGAAAGAAGCACAUAUUCAAACUGGCACAGGGCGAGUACAUUGCACCAGAGAAAAUUGAGAACAUCUAUAUGCGGUCUGAGCCCGUGGCCCAGGUGUUUGUUCAUGGCGACAGUCUGCAGGCCUUUCUGGUGGGAAUUGUAAUACCUGAUCCUGAAGUGUUACCUGCCUGGGCACAAAGGAGAAAUGUUGUUGGGUCAUUUGAGGAAUUAUGCAAAAACAAGGUUUUAAAGGAUGGUAUUUUAGCAAAUUUGAUACAAAUCGGAAAGGAAGCUGGACUCAAGUCAUUCGAACAAGUGAAGGAUAUCUAUCUCCAUCCUGAGAUGCUAACUGUUCAAAAUGGCCUUCUGACUCCAACAUUCAAGGCAAAGAGAGCAGAGCUGAAAAAAUUCUUUAGUACACAAAUUGCUGAACUUUACAAAAACAUCACUGUAUAAACAAAUGCACAUUUCUUUGAAGCAAAUUUAAUUAAUGGCCUUGAUCAUUUGAUAAUGAUAAACUGUUAACAGAUGCUUUGCAAUGAUCUCCAACAAGAGUAAAUAUCAAAAUAUAUAUUCAUAUUUUGUACAACAAGCCUUAUGAGCCAAAAAUUUCAGCGCAGAUCACUGUUUAAAUGUAUGGAUUUCCAAAAUGCCUUAUAUUUGAAACAUUCAUCUCUAUCAUGGGGGAAUGGUAUAGCAACUUGGAAUGAGAUGGAAGCACAAAUUAAGUUGCACUUGAGUGGAAGGAUGUACAGUUAUCUCAAAUGCACUAUUGAGUAACAUUCUUUUUAUAUCUAUGUACACAGCAACUGUUGCACAAAUGUUUAAAAGUGAAAUGAAGAUUAACACUGAAAGCUUUAACAAGAUUACAUAUUUAAUUUAUAAUGUCUCCCUAAGGUUUAAUAUUUGAUGUAUAAGGAAAGAAGGCUUGGCAUUGUAAAUGUUUUUGUACACAGAACCAAAAGAGAAUUUGCAAAAUUAUCAGUAAAAUUAAAAUAAAGGUAUGUUUUGUGUA